CAGCUGUCAAUUUCUCUGUUGUAAAACAAAAAAAAGUUUCGUUUUUCACGUACUAGUGUGUCGGUUUUGUUUAAAAUAUUUAAUAAAUUCAGGAAGUUCUGUACAGUGAUCCGUUUCCUUUAAUCUGAAACCCAACUCCAGUUGUUUGUGCAAUAGUGUUACACGUCUCAUAAUCCAAAACAACAGUGUUUGUUCAUUCUGGUCACAUUCGGUCCCGUGUGAUCUAUAAUGUGGGACUCGUCCGUGUUUCUUAGUACACUUACUCCAAAAUUUUACGUAGCUCUGACUGGAACAUCCAGCUUGAUUUCUGGUCUAAUUCUGAUCUUUGAAUGGUGGUAUUUCCGAAAGUAUGGAACAUCAUUUAUUGAGCAAGUUUCAAUCAAUCACAUCAGCCCAUGGAUUGGCGGUGGGGAGACGCCAUCGGAAAGCAGCACAAGUACCACGCCACCUACACAGAGUAUGCCCGAGUGCAAAGUUUGGCGGAAUCCAUUGAACCUACUGCGUGGAGCCGAGUAUCAACGUUUCUAUUGGGCUACUCAAAAGGAGCCACUAACCUUUUACGAUAUGAAUCUGUCCGCUCAGGAUCAUCAAACAUUUUUCACGUGCGAAGGUGACGCUGGGAAAGCGGAAUACGAGAUUAUGCAAACAGCGUGGCGCGAGCGGAAUCCAAUGGUACGUAUUAAGGCCGCCAACAACGCAAUUGAAAUCAAUCCGGAAUGUGCACCUGCUUACAUUCUGCUGGCAGAAGAGGAAGCAACCACCAUAAUUGAGGCGGAACGCAUUCUUCGUACUGCUUUGAAGGUCGCCGAAGGAAACUACAAAAAAUCACAGGCCGUCCAGCAUCAGGGUCUUAUUAUGGAAGGAAUUUUCCGCCGUGACACUAAUGUUUUAAUAUAUAUUAAACGACGAUUAGCCAUGUGUGCCCGGAAAUUGGGAAAAUUAAAGGAAGCGGUAAAAAUGUUCCGUGAUCUUACAAAAGAGAUUCCUCCGAUCAUGAACGUGUUAAACAUUCACGAGAAUCUACUAGAAGCUUUGCUGGAAAUGCAAGCUUACGCAGAUUGCCAAGCAGUUCUUGCCAAAUACGAUGAUAUAUCUCUUCCUAAAUCAGCGACUAUAUGUUAUACGGCCGCUCUGUUGAAAGCUCGGGUUGUUGCUGAAAAAUUCUCACCGGAUAUAGCUUCGAAGCGAGGAUUAACGCCAGCUGAGAUGAGUGCAGUAGAGGCAAUACAUCGAGCGGUAGAAUUCAAUCCCCAUGUGCCCAAAUAUUUGCUUGAAAUGAAACAGCUUAUCCUCCCACCCGAGCAUAUUCUGAAACGUGGAGAUUCAGAAGCUUUGGCAUAUGCAUUUUUUCACCUCCAGCACUGGAAAAACGUCGAAGGGGUAUUAAAUUUGUUACAUUGCACUUGGGAGGGUACAUUUCGGAUGCUUCCAUAUCCGCUGGAGCGCGGUCAUUUGUUUUAUCCUUAUCCAACAUGCACGGAAUGUGCAGAUCGAGAGCUUCUCCCCACGUUCCACGAAGUUUCGGUGUAUCCAAAAAAGGAACUGCCCUUUUUUAUACUUUUUACGGCUGGUCUAUGCUCAAUAACGGCUCUGCUAGCUUUGCUUACUCAUCAAUAUCCGGAGUCCAUGGGAAUUUUUGCAAGCACCACACUUAAUUGGUUUUCUCUGCCGUUCCACUUUGUCAAGGAACGGAUUGAAACCAUUUGGCCCUGCAAUUUGCUCCAGCAUUUAUCACGAAUUUAAACAUACAUCAACUCUGUCGCGUUCUGUUUCUCGUACUGCCUGUCCUGACAUCAGCUCUCGCAUGUUCUAUUAUUUAUUGUUUGUGUGGACCGCUAAUUUUUUGCCUGUCUCAACAACCAUAAGCCAUAUAAUUUUGUUUUUUUUUGAUCAAAUGGAAUUGAUGUAAUUAAUAUUAACUGGAAAGCACGACAGCAGCAGGCAGAAAUGUGUUUAAACUAAAAUAUGUACUCUCUAACAAUACCGAACGCUACUUACGCAGAACCAUACAAGUACUACUUAAGGGUCGAACCUGUGAAUACAAGAUAUUUGUAAAGAGUGGUGGAACUAUCAUAACUCGUCGUCUCGUUAUGUGUAUUUGUGGUAAAAAUAGUGAGAAAUAAUACAACAAUUCGGCCACAGUCAAGGCCAGAGUCAUGAAAUAAAAA
Wyeomyia smithii (pitcher-plant mosquito) is the source of this 2168-nucleotide messenger RNA. Its product is annotated as protein ST7 homolog. The coding region runs from base 229 to 1743 and encodes 504 amino acids. NCBI's taxonomy places the organism in Eukaryota, Metazoa, Arthropoda, Insecta, Diptera, Culicidae. The transcript has 4 exons. Gene Ontology annotation, molecular function: protein binding. The record is from RefSeq and is a predicted model, not a curated record.